AUCUCCCCAUUCCCCUCCCCUGCUCUCCUUUUAUCUCUUUUUCUUUGUUCUUCCAUUCUUUUCCUCUGCAACCCAUUUCUCAUCUUUCAGUUAUACUUUUCUUCUCUACCACUCAAAAAUGUCAGAAGCAAUGUCUCUUCUGCCACUGUUUCUCUUUCUCUUACUUCUCAGUGGUGACAAUGGGAUUCAGUGCUUUCAAGAGAAGAAAGCUUUCAAUUUGCAGAAGUUUCAAUGGAGAGAACAGGGUCAUCUCUCUACAUGUCAGCCACAGAUAUCAAGAUUUUUAGGAACAGAGAAGGCUGCAUCUGUAUUGGAAAUGAAGCACAAAGAUUACUGCUCUGGACUGAUCAAGGACUGGGACAAAGAGCUUCAGAAGCACUUAAUUGCCGACGAUAUUAGGGUGCGGUCAUUGCAAUUGCAAAUCAAAAAAGCGCUUUCUGGCGAGAUUGAAGACCUGUCUGAAACCCAAAUUCCUGUUACUUCAGGCAUAAAAAUUCAGACGCUUAACUACAUUGUUACAGUCGAAUUGGGUGGUAAGAAUAUGACUGUGAUAGUGGACACAGGAAGUGAUCUGACAUGGGUCCAGUGUGAACCCUGUAAUUCAUGUUACAACCAACAAGAUCCACUCUUCAAGCCAAUGGCCUCCCCAUCAUACCAACCAGUUCUCUGCAAUUCUUCCACUUGCCAGUCCCUAGAAUUUGCAACUGGAAAUUCAGGAGUUUGUGGGACUAGUCAACCAACCUGCAACUACUAUGUGAGUUAUGGAGACGGAUCCUAUACUCGUGGUGAAUUAGGUCGCGAACACCUUAAUCUUGGUACCACUGCCGUUCAAAAUUUUCUCUUUGGUUGUGGCAGGAACAACAAAGGUCUCUUUGGGGGAGCUGCCGGUCUAAUGGGCCUAGGCCGCAGCGAGCUUUCAUUAGUUUCUCAAACAUAUAGCCAAUUUGGAGGAGUUUUCUCCUACUGUUUACCUUCACUAGAAGAUGAUGCAUCUGGAUCACUUAUUCUAGGUGAGGAUUCUUCUGUUUACAAGAAUUCCACUCCCAUCUCUUACACUAAAAUGGUUCCAAAUCCACAGCUUUCUACCUUUUAUCUACUCAACCUUACGGAUAUUAGCAUUGGUGGGGUAGCUUUACAAGCUCCAGGGUUUGCUAAAGCCGGAAUUCUGAUAGACUCUGGAACUGUAAUCACUAGACUUCCUCCAUCAGUUUACAGGGCUCUGAAAGCUGAGUUCCUGAAACAAUUUUCUGGAUUCCCUUCAGCUCCUGGUUUUUCCAUUCUGGAUACAUGCUUUAACCUCACAGGGUACCAAGAAGUGAACAUUCCUACAGUGAAGAUGCAUUAUGAGGGUGAUAUUAAGAUAAAUGUGGAUGUCCAUGGCAUCUUUUAUUUUGUUAAAACAGAUACUUCUCAGGUCUGUUUGGCUCUGGCUAGUCUAUCUUAUGAAGACGAGAUUGGGAUCAUUGGGAAUUAUCAGCAGACGAACCUGAGGGUUGUUUAUGAUACUAAGGAAUCAAGGAUAGGAUUUGCAGAAGAGACUUGCAGUUUUAUUUAAGAUUGAACUUUAAGGAAUGAAGAUAUAUAAUUGUGAAAUUUAAUAGGUGAAAAUUGGCAUCAAUGUUUAAAUCUAUAUAAGUUUUUAUGGGGCUGGCAGCCAGAAAAAUAUUCUGAGCUGCAGCUUUUUUUUUUCAAGAUUAAUUUUUAAUUAGGUAAGAUAAUGUAUGAAGGGAAGGAGGUAUAGCUCUAUGUAUGCACUUGUUGACUUUUGUAAUGAUUUGAUACCAUGAUACUUCUUUUAUGAAAAGAGGAAGAGUUUGGA
Messenger RNA from Telopea speciosissima, 1819 nucleotides. RefSeq names its product aspartyl protease family protein At5g10770. The record is from RefSeq and is a predicted model, not a curated record. NCBI's taxonomy places the organism in Eukaryota, Viridiplantae, Streptophyta, Magnoliopsida, Proteales, Proteaceae. The transcript has 2 exons. Gene Ontology annotation, biological process: proteolysis. Gene Ontology annotation, molecular function: aspartic-type endopeptidase activity. The coding region runs from base 119 to 1555 and encodes 478 amino acids.